Messenger RNA from Rangifer tarandus platyrhynchus (Svalbard reindeer), 321 nucleotides. NCBI's taxonomy places the organism in Eukaryota, Metazoa, Chordata, Mammalia, Artiodactyla, Cervidae. The record is from the annotation of a GenBank genome assembly.
AUGUCUCCUAAUGAAUGGGACAUUCUGCCUCCACAAGGUCUCCUCCCGGUAUGCACCGUCCCCGUUCACGACUAUCGUUCACCCAUCACCCCAAACGACUUAACUCCACCUGCCGUGUCCCAGGCUCUGGGCUCAAUGCUUGUGAGGAUACAAAGAAGUAUCAACAGAAAACAAAGGCACUGCCCUGAAGAGACAUACCAUCUACAAGCACUUCUGCAGGUCACUCAGUUACACCUGUUGGAAAGAAAUCCUCCAGAGGAGGUACUGAUAACCAGAAACCAAAAGACCUGCACUCCAGGAGCCAAGGGUCUCAGAAUUUGA